AUGUCUCGGCGCUCCCCCCGCCGUCCCUGCCGGUGUCCCGGCAGGCCGCGCAGCCGCGCGCCGAGAUGAGCCUGGCGGAGGGCCGCGCCCCGCGCCGCACGGCCGGGAACCGCCUGUCGGGGCUGCUGCAGGCCGAGGAGGAGGACGAGUUCUACCAGACCACCUACGGCGGCUUCAACGAGGAAUCCGGGGAUGACGAGUACCGGGGCGAGCACUCGGACACGGAGGACGAGGUGGACUCGGACUUCGACCUGGACGAGGGGGACGAGCCGGGCAGUGAGGAGCAGGACGAGGCCGAGCCCCGGCGGCGCCGCCGCGUCCUCACCAAGGCCUACCGGGAGCCCCUCAAGAGCCUCCGGCCCAAGAAGCCGGAGGGGCCCCGGGGAGGAUCCCAAAAGAGCCGGGAGGUGAAAUCCGUCCCUUUGGAGCUGCAGGAUGACGUGGGGGACAGCAGGAAGCACAUGCGCCAAUCCACCACGGAGCACACCCGGCAAACCUUCCUGAGGCUCCAGGAGCGCCAGGUCCAGUCCAAGAGGAAAAAGGGGGGGACGAGCUACGAGCGGCCCCUGACCCAGGAGGAGCUGCUGGAGGAGGCCAAAAUCACCGAGGAGAUCAACCUGCGAUCCCUGGAGAACUACGAGCGCCUGGAGGCCGACAAGAAGAAGCAGGUGCAGAAGAAGCGCCAGUGCGUGGGGCCCGUGAUCCGCUACUGCUCCCUCACCAUGCCCCUCCUGCCCGAGCCCCCCCUGCUCCCAGAGACCCCCCGGCAGCCCCUCGACGUCGAGGGGCUGGAUCAGGACCCCCCCCAGGCCGACCCCUCUCCCGUCGGGAAGUGCUCCCGCACCUUCAUCUCCUUCAGCGACGACGAGACCUUCGAGCGCUUCUUCCCGCGCUCCAAAGCUCCGCGGCUGCCGGUGCGGGAGCUGUGCCCCGUCACCCACCGGCCCGCCCUGUACCGGGACCCCGUCACCGACAUCCCCUACUCCAACAUCCGCGCCUUCCGCAUCAUCCGCGAGGCCUACAAGAAAUACAUCACGGCCCACGGGCUGCCCGGGGCCUCCCUGGGCGGCCCCCCGGCCCCAGAGCCCCCGGGCCCUGCCCCCCGGCCCGGCCGGCAGAAAAUCGUCAUCAAAGAGAGCGUCCCCACUGCUUGAGAGGGGAUGGGGUGAGGGAUGGGAGUGGGAUAACACCGGGAUAAAACCAGAAUUGUCAUCAAAGAGAGCGUCCCCACUGCCUGAGAGGG
This is a messenger RNA of Myiozetetes cayanensis, 1243 nucleotides long. It is a transcript of the gene VPS72, whose product is annotated as vacuolar protein sorting 72 homolog. Gene Ontology annotation, cellular component: nucleus. The record is from RefSeq and is a predicted model, not a curated record. The transcript is spliced from 7 exons. Lineage: Eukaryota; Metazoa; Chordata; Aves; Passeriformes; Tyrannidae. Bases 66 to 1154 code for a protein of 362 amino acids. Gene Ontology annotation, biological process: chromatin remodeling; regulation of DNA-templated transcription. Gene Ontology annotation, molecular function: ATP-dependent H2AZ histone chaperone activity.